AUGGGUUUAUAUUCUCCUGAAUCUGAAAAGUCCCAAUUAAAUAUGAACUACAAUCCAAAGGAUAAUUCGCAAUCCAUUUUCAGACGUUUGAACCAGAAUUUGAAAGUCAACAACAAUAGCAACGAUAACGAUAGAAGUGGUAUGAACAUGAGUGAUUUUAGCAAUGCUUCACCAUACGGGCGUUCGUACAACGUUAGAAUUAACCAGAACUCACAGAAUAAUGGUAAUGGAUGUUUCUCUGGGAGCAUUGACUCCUUGGUUGACGAACAUAUAAUACCAUCUCCACCUUUGUCACCCAAACCAGAGUCAGAAUUGCACCAUAAUGGCAUAUCCCAGAUAUCUUCCUCAGCACUGGUGGAAUCUACUCCCAAAGGCCUAGUAGAGGAUGUACUGUUCGUAAAACCUGCAUGGCCGAAUGGGUUAUCGAGGAAAAGAUAUCGUUACGCUACUUAUGGGUUUUUGUCGCAGUACAAAAUUUUCAGCAAUUUGGUUCAACCAUAUUCUAAGAACAUUAUCAACAGGUACAAUAACUUGGCCUACAAUGCUAGACAAAAAUACUCUAAAUUUAAUGAUGAAAUGACUCCUUCUUCCUCUAGAUUACCUUCCCCAAUAGCAUCUCCUAAUUUGAAUAGACAAGCGAGAUAUGAUAUGAGGAAACAAGCAUUUUACAAUAACAAUUUGGAGAAGUUUGAAUCAGAUACCGAAUGGAUACCCCGUAAACGCAAAGUAUACUCACCGCAAAGAAGAACGAUGACUACGAGUCCUCAUCGUGUUAAGAAGUUCUCGCCCUCGGCAUCCGCCCCUCAUACUAAUAUUGCGUCCAUCGAGGCGAUUCAUGAAGCCCCUCAGUAUAUACCUAAUGUCUCAUGGAAGAAACUACCAGACCUAUCUCCGUCUUUAACUACCCUUCCUGCAGACUCUAAUAAAUCACUAAAAAUCGAGUGGAAGGGGUCUCCAAUGGACCUCUCCGCCGAUCCAUUAAGGGACGAACUACAUCCUGCUGAGCUAAUGUUGGCUCAAACUUUACGGUUACCUUGCGACCUAUAUCUGGAUUCCAAGAGAAGGUUAUUUUUGGAGAAAGUUUAUAGAUUAAGGAAGGGACUACCAUUCAGAAGAACUGAUGCUCAGAAAGCCUGCAGGAUUGAUGUAAAUAAGGCAUCCAGACUGUUCCAAGCUUUCGAGAAAGUUGGUUGGCUACAGGAUUCAAAUUUUACUAAAUACUUAUGA
This is a messenger RNA of Saccharomyces mikatae IFO 1815, 1227 nucleotides long. It is a transcript of the gene FUN19, whose product is annotated as Fun19p. Bases 1 to 1227 code for a protein of 408 amino acids. Lineage: Eukaryota; Fungi; Ascomycota; Saccharomycetes; Saccharomycetales; Saccharomycetaceae. Gene Ontology annotation, biological process: regulation of transcription by RNA polymerase II; chromatin remodeling. Gene Ontology annotation, molecular function: chromatin binding; protein binding; transcription coactivator activity. The transcript has a single exon. Gene Ontology annotation, cellular component: SAGA-type complex; nucleus. The record is from RefSeq and is a predicted model, not a curated record.